CCGCCUGGUAAGCCGUCUCUUGCCCUUUGGGAGGGGCUCAGCCCUUCAGCAGCCCAGUGGCCUAACCAAAGCCGUGCCCCUAUUUCCAGGGAAGGGGAAGAGUGGCAGAAGAUCCGCAGCAUUCUUGGCAAGCACAUGUUGAAACCCAAGGAGGUGGAGGCCUAUGCGGGCACACUGAACGAGGUGGUCAGGCGAUCUGCAUUAAUGGCCGGCUUGGAGCAAUUCAACGGAAUUUUCACGCAGCAGCAAAUGAAGGUCAAAGACGUAUGGCCAGGCGAGUUCUACAAGUUUGGACUAGAAGGCAUCUCUUCGGUCCUCUUUGAAUCCCGCAUCGGUUGCCUGGAGCCUAAAGUGCCCAAGGAGACGGAGACGUUCAUUAGUUCCAUCAACACCAUGUUCGUCAUGACCCUGCUCACUAUGGCGAUGCCCAAGAUCUUGCACCGUAUCUUUCCGAAGCCCUGGCAGAAAUUCUGCGAGUCCUGGGACUACAUGUUUGCAUUUGCUAAGGGACAUAUUGACAAGAGGAUGGCUGAAGUUUCAGAGAGAAUCUCACGUGGGGAGAAGGUAGAAGGAAAAUAUUUGACUUACUACUUGGCGCAGGAGAAAUUGUCCAUCAAAUCCAUCUAUGGAAAUGUGACUGAGCUUCUUCUGGCUGGCGUGGACACAAUCUCAAGCACUUUGUCCUGGAGCCUGUAUGAACUGUCCCGACACCCUGAGGUGCAGGCAGACCUCUACAAGGAAAUUAUGGCGACAAUGAAGGGCAACCCCAUCCCCGCGGCUGCUGACGUGGCCAAAAUGCCCUUGUUGAAGGCCGUGAUGAAGGAAACACUGAGGAUGUACCCGGUGAUUCCCGGCAAUGCACGCGUCAUCUCGGACAGGGAUAUCCAAGUGGGAGACUAUCUCAUCCCCAAAAAAACGUUGAUCAGCCUCUGCCAGUACGCCACCUCUCGUGAUGAGAAAUACUUCUCUAAUCCCAACACCUUCCAGCCGGAGCGAUGGCUGCACAAGGAAGACUCGCAUCACCCUUAUGCCUCCAUCCCCUUUGGCUUUGGAAAGCGCAGCUGCGUGGGCCGGCGCAUUGCGGAGCUGGAGGUGUAUCUGGCUCUGGCCAGGAUCUUGAUGCGUUUUGAAGUCAAGCCAGCACAAGAAGGACACACCGUGAAACCCAUGACACGCACCCUCUUGGUCCCUGAGAAGGAGAUCAGUCUCCAGUUUCUGAGCCGUUAGUGGGGUUCUUGAAGCAGAAUUGCUGAUCCAAGCUUCCCCAACAAGCCACGAAAGAGCACAAGGCUAAGAGGAGAAACUGUCUAGCAGGCUGGAGUGAAUCUGACCUUCUGAAUGUCUGGCUGGGCACUCCCAGACUGACUGGAGGGGGUGCAGAAUCUGUGAUAAGGAGAAGGAGAGUCCAACCUUGUUCUACUGACUAGCUUGUGCUCAACGGGUAACCAAGGUCAUCUGUAACAUGUCACACUUAGAUAGGUCUCAAGAUCUAGUUCUGUGUCCUUCUUUGCUAAGGAGGACUCCUUUGGGGCCAGAGUUUUCCCACUGUAGACACUCACAUAUAAGUGGAAGAGCAAUGCCAGCAAAAUCAGGAUCUUCUGUCUUUGGUAUUCCCAGGAUUUUUCAAAGUUAGUUUCAGGACUGAGGAAUAGACCAUGGCAAUUGUGUGCAUUUGUGCACUGCACUGAAGCUGUAAAGGUGAUGGCAAGCAUGAACUGACUUAUUCAUUUUCAACACUCCAUCAAGCUAUGACUUGCAAACUCCCUUUCGAUGAUGGCAGUCUUGUCUUUCAGCUGUGAGUUACUGAAUGAUAUUGUGCGGUGCCCAACAAUAUGUUUCCUGGUUCCUGCUUGGUCCAUCAUCAAAUAUCUCUGCUCUAAAGCAAGGAGCCAAUCCUGGGUUUCUUCCACCUCAUUAGAGCUGCAUGGUGCUUCAGAAGACCAUAGACAGCAUCAGCUUAGGGUCUGCCAUAAGUGCCUAUAUAGAAAUUAGUCAUAGGAGGAGGAUUAGUUUGAAAUUUCCCACCAUUUUGUAAUUCCGUCAGAUGUCAGCCAUUUUGUGAUUUGUGUCUGCCUUCUAUGGCAGCCAUUUUGUGGUGGUGCCCAUUACCCUUUCUCAAAAAAUCCCUAAAGUGCUGAUAGGCUCAAUGAGGCUGAGGGUUAGGGUUGCCAGCUUUUAGAACUGGUUCCUCUAGCUGUCCCUUUAAUAUCAGUUUGAUCUGCAAGAAAUUGUCAGCUGAUGUGACUUACCUCCAUGCAGGGGUGGGAUUCAAAUAAUUUAACAACCGGUUCCAGUGGUGGGAUUCAAAUAAUUUAACAACUGGUGGUUUACAAGCACCAUUUUAACAACCGGUUCUGCCCAAGUGGGGCAAACCUGCUGAAUCCCACCACUGCCUCCAUGCCAUGAUAAAGUUCAAGUGCCCAUUUGUACACAUUAAAUGUCUAUUAAAGGGACAGAACGUUUCUUUUCCUGGCCAGUUGGCAACCUUAGUGAGUAGCCCUGCAUACUGGAUGCAAGGUUAGAAGAACGUCAACAUGCAAACCUCUAUAAACCUGAUUUGCUUUGUACAGGAACAAAACAAGCAUGUCUAGAAGACUUAUAUAGCCACACUUUCAGGUUUAGAGAACCUGGUGAAAUGCCAAACUCCCUUUCCUCUCUUGCGCUUGAAACAAGACCUGGCUCAGUACCUGGGCUCCUCUUGGCAUCAUAAACAAAAUCUCUAAUUCAGUCCUCAGCAGCUCCAGCAAAAGAUUAUCGAACAACUGGUACUGCUAGAAAUCCCAUACUUGACUACAACCCCUGUCAGUCAAAGUAGAGACAAAACAGAGAUAGUGGACUUGGUAUAUGAGAACUUGAUAUAUUUAACUCCCUCCACCCAUUGAUUCACAGUUGAGAAUGUAGUUAGACACGCAUACCCUGUGUGAGAAUGUGCAAUUACUCUUUUUAUACAUAUGUGCCAAGGUUUUGUAUUAUUAAUAUUAUGCUAAUAAUCAUUCCUAUUUAAUACAUAUUUAUAUUCUCUAGCCUAUAAUUUAUAAAAGUUAGUUCUGGAAGAUGGCAGAAGCCAUUAACAUGAUUAAUUAUUUUUACAAAGUAUAUUAUACUUUUCAGUAUUGGAAACAGCUGCUGUAAUCAAAAACGUUCACUUCCUGCUGUUUUGUUGGUGCUAUGUUUAAAUGUUAUUUAUUAUCCCUGAAUAAUAAAUAUGGACUAUUUUUUACAAAAAAAAAA
Molecule: messenger RNA, 3231 nt
Organism: Sphaerodactylus townsendi
Lineage: Eukaryota; Metazoa; Chordata; Lepidosauria; Squamata; Sphaerodactylidae
Product: 25-hydroxyvitamin D-1 alpha hydroxylase, mitochondrial
Biological process (GO): cellular response to peptide hormone stimulus; cortisol metabolic process; cholesterol metabolic process
Cellular component (GO): mitochondrial inner membrane
Molecular function (GO): heme binding; oxidoreductase activity, acting on paired donors, with incorporation or reduction of molecular oxygen; iron ion binding
Source: RefSeq, a predicted model, not a curated record